Molecule: messenger RNA, 750 nt
Organism: Temnothorax curvispinosus
Lineage: Eukaryota; Metazoa; Arthropoda; Insecta; Hymenoptera; Formicidae
Exons: 1
Coding region: 1-750 (249 amino acids)
Source: RefSeq, a predicted model, not a curated record
AUGCGUCUGACGCGCGUUCGUCGCGUUCUGCGAUUCACCCAGUCGCUGUGGCUUCGCGUCUACAUCGAGCUGAACACCACGCUUAGGACGCGCGCGAGCAACGAGUUCGAACGGAAUUUGUACAAACUGAUGAACAACGCCGUCUUCGGCAAGACGAUGAAGAACGUGCGCGAUUACGUGGACGUGCGUCUCGUGACGCGAUGGGACGGGAGAUACGGCGCGGAGGCGAUGAUCGCUAAGCCGAAUUUUCACAGCAGGAGCGUCUUCUCGGAGAAUCCGGUCGCGAUCGAGCUGCGAAGGCUCGAGGUAAAAUUCAACAAGCCGGUCUACGUGGGUAUGUCUAUUCUCGAGAUAUCCAAGACGCGUCUCUACGAGUUUCACUACGACUACAUGGUGCCGUUGUAUGGCGACCGGUGUCGAAUUGCUUACACGGAUAUGGACAGUCUGAUCUAUUCGCUGGAGUGCGAAGACGCGUACGAGUGUAUGAGACGCGACAUACACAGGUUCGACACGAGCGAUUACGCGGAGAAUAACGCGCACGGUAUGCCGCGCGUCAACAAGAAGGUGCCCGGUUUGAUGAAGGACGAGAACAACGGCGCGAUCAUGACGGAGUUCGUGAGCCUCAGAGCAGCGAAGAUGUACACUUACAAGGUACUCGGACGCGACGACACCAAAAGAAUAAAGGGCGUUAAGAGAAACGUAGUCGCGAAGAGGAUCACGUUCGAGGAUUACGUGGCGUGCCUGCGGUAA